ACGGAGCUGUGUGCCAUCCGGCUGUGCAGCUUCCAAUGAAGAGGGGCUGAGCAGAGGCGUAUAGGAAUGCUCCUGGUGUAUAUCUGCUGGGAAUCUGGACCCAAGAAGAAUAUGGUGAAAUAGAUAUUUAUCCGAACAGCAAGGAUGAGGUUCUGUGCAAAAUCGAUGCUCCUCACUCACUGGUUGCUGCUCGUCUCCGUGUUAAUGCUUUGCUGUAAGUUGCUGUCUGCCUCCAGCCACCACCCAAGGGGACACUCAGGUCAUCAGGUCAAACAGGGCACAUGCGAGGUUGUUGCUGUCCACCGGUGCUGCAACAAGAACAAAAUUGAGGAACGGUCGCAAACAGUGAAAUGCUCUUGUUUUCCGGGCCAAGUAGCUGGUACAACCCGAGCUCAACCUUCAUGUGUUGAAGCCUCUGUAGUAAUGCAGAAGUGGUGGUGCCAUAUGAAUCCUUGCCUAGAGGGUGAGGAAUGCAAAGUUCUUCCAGAUCUUUCGGGAUGGUCCUGCAGCAGUGGCAACAAGGUCAAAACCACAAAGGCAAGCCUUAAUGAAAAAGCCAGUCAAAGACCAAGUGAGUGUAUGCAUCUAACUGCCAUGGAGAAAGUGGAAGAGCAUGAUAGGGCCAUAGAAAUAGACGACCUUUUGGAUGAAGAAAUCCUGGAUCUUUCUGUAUUUUUCAAAUAUGGUAGCAAUAAUGAUGAUGACAUCUCUACUGUUUCUUUUGCCGAGUUCCACAAGCAACUAAUAGAAAUACUCAAGGUUCUUUUCAGCAAAGAAAUGGAGGCCUAA
Messenger RNA from Hemiscyllium ocellatum (epaulette shark), 789 nucleotides. RefSeq names its product chemokine-like protein TAFA-4. NCBI's taxonomy places the organism in Eukaryota, Metazoa, Chordata, Chondrichthyes, Orectolobiformes, Hemiscylliidae. Gene Ontology annotation, molecular function: receptor ligand activity. The coding region runs from base 145 to 789 and encodes 214 amino acids. The record is from RefSeq and is a predicted model, not a curated record. The transcript has 7 exons.